Molecule: messenger RNA, 1254 nt
Organism: Daphnia magna
Lineage: Eukaryota; Metazoa; Arthropoda; Branchiopoda; Diplostraca; Daphniidae
Exons: 5
Coding region: 161-1084 (307 amino acids)
Molecular function (GO): sequence-specific DNA binding
Source: RefSeq, a predicted model, not a curated record
AGCUGGCUAUCUCCCUGUAGAAAAAAAGUUUGUCAUCCUCCCACCGACCCACAGCCGCCUCUGGCUCUUUGUCCCUAGCGACGCCCUAGCAACGAAAGCGUGUCCUUUCCGCUUUCCACAUUUUCUUUCCCAAUUUUUCCAUUUUUCACUGGUUGAGAGCAUGCUCAGCCAUAUCUUGUUCAAGGGUGCAAGGGUCAGUGCCGGUCAAUGCAUAGGUUACGGAAAAGGAGUUUUAAACCAAAAAGUGACUUACCACACUUUCCCAAAAGAUGAAAACAGAAUCGAAAAAUGGAUAAAACAUUUACACAGCAGUGUCGAAAAUGGAUCUUCAGCAUACAGCCUCCUAAAAUUCAGUGAUUACACUGUUAUUAGUAGUGAUCAUUUCGAAGAAAACUGUUUUUCUUUUUCAGUUACUGGAAAUACCAAAAUAUUGAAGAAAUCUGCUGUUCCAACGUUGUUCAAAAAGGUGGCAGUCAUUCAGGCAAAUGAACAGAUUAAUAUGCCAAAUAAAAGAAUUCUGAUGAUGCACAACGGUAAUGCUUCAACUCAACCAAUUCACAGUUCUAUCAAUUCAACUCAAGACGCAGGCUUAACAAUUUUUGACUUGGUUAAUCGUGUUGCACCCAUCAACCACGUUGUAAAGCAAGGAAUAAAAAUUAUUGCUCCAACAACCGUUUCUAUUAAUGUUGAAGAUUGGUGCAUUCCGACUGACAUUCCGCCUACAGCUGUAACAUCUGUUGAAACGAUGGAACAAUCCUUGAAUGUUGUGAGUUCUCUUGAAAAUGAGGUUACUGCGAAAGCUAGUUCAUCCAAAAAGAUUUACAGAAAGCAAAAUGGAAGUCCCUUUUACGGAAAUAAGUUGCAACGUUACCAGUAUGUGAUGAAAAAACUUCGCAAAAUGGCAAGCAGUUUGCAAAAAUCUGUGAAUAAGAUAACCACGUUAGUUGGCGAAGAGAAUAUUGAAUUAUUGAAAGAAGAUCCGCGAAUGAGAAAAUGUAUUACGUGUGUUAGAAAAAUUAUUGAACAAGAGGGAAAUAAGAACUGUGAUGCAAAUGCCAAAUCUUCCUUCUUAUUUAUUCGGUGAACUAAUUUGGCUAUGUAACUUACUGCAUCUUGAGUUGAAUUGAUAGAACUGUGAAUUGGUUGAGUUGAAGCAUUACCGUUGUGCAUCAUCAGAAUUCUUUUAUUUGGCAUAUUAAUCUGUUCAUUUGCCUGAAUGACUGCCACCUUUAAAAAAAUAUAUAAUCAUGUUAU